This is a messenger RNA of Apis laboriosa (Himalayan honeybee), 1150 nucleotides long. It is a transcript of the gene 140up, whose product is annotated as RPII140-upstream gene protein. Bases 146 to 925 code for a protein of 259 amino acids. The record is from RefSeq and is a predicted model, not a curated record. The transcript is spliced from 4 exons. NCBI's taxonomy places the organism in Eukaryota, Metazoa, Arthropoda, Insecta, Hymenoptera, Apidae. Gene Ontology annotation, cellular component: mitochondrion.
UUUAUAAAAAUAUUAAUUUUAUGAAGAAUAAAAUGAAAAUAUAGAUUAAUAAUAUAUCUUAAUAAUAUAUUUAUUAAUUACAUUUUUAUUAUUACAAUUCAUAAACAACAUAUAACAAAAAUAGCAGUGAAUAUAUAUAAAUAACAUGUUACGUGCAAUAAUAAACAGAAGAUUGAUCUGCUCUGCGUUUUUUCCAUUUAAUUCUUCAUCCAAUAAUGAUUCUAAUGAAAAAUUAACAGAAUUAUUUAAAAGAAAAGCAUUUAUAGACAAAUAUAAAGGUUAUUUUUUUGAUGAAAAAGGAUAUCCAACCAAAGAACUACAAUCUGUCUAUAAUGCAACAUCCUUAGGUUUUAUAACAGGAUUCUUAUUAGGUGGAAUAAAUAAAACAAAAGAUAUAUCAGAAAUUCACAAAAAAGAAAAUCAAGCUACCUUAUAUAAACACAAAUUUUAUGCCUAUCGAGAUAUACAAAAUAAAAUAAAUUCUGCUUUAACAAAAGGGGGUAUUUCGUUUGGCAUAAAACUUGGAUUCUUUUGUUUCUUGUUCUCGAGUGUAUCAGCAUUUUUAUUUGUAUAUAGAGAAAGAUUUGAUGUGUUAAAUACUAUGUUUAGUGGUGCUGUAGCAGGUUUUAUAUAUAAAAUGAAUAUGGGUUUGAAAGGAGCAUUUGCAGGAAUACUAUUAGGAACAAUACUGGGUGCUAUAUAUGGUUGUAUCACAUCAUUCAUUUUAUUUGUAACUCAAACUGAUAUGAAUAAUCUUUAUGAAGCAGGAACAAAACUGAUGAAUGCAAGACGAGAUAAAAUAAAAGAAAAUGCAAGGAAUAUAAUACAGGAAGAAGAAUUAAAACUAAAAGAACUGCAUGAAUAUAAUCAGAAAACACAUAUACUUGAAAAAGAACAACAAAAAGAGUCAUUAUUUCAAAAAUAGAAAUUUAGUAACAAAUUAAUAUAUUAGAUUAAUAUAUAUAUAAAAUCUACUGAUUACAUCAUAAAUUAUUAUUUAAUAAUUCUUUAUAAUUCUAGACAAUGAUAAAUAAACUCAAAUUAGAAUGAUAAGAAUAAUUCUUUUUCAUGAAAAAGAACAAACUUUUUAAUUGCAUUUCAUAUUGAUAAUAUAAAUUUAUCUAUUUUAUCUAACUUAUUAUCUUGUAAA